AUGAUGAUGACGUGCCGUCUGCUGUGCGCCCUGUUGGUGCUUGCCCUGUGCUUCUGCCCGUCCGUGUGCGCGACAGCGAGUAGUCAGGAUUCAGGUGGGGACGGCCCCACUUCUUCGGUUACUCAGUCACAGGGAACAGGUGUUUCAGGGGUAACAAAUACUUCCACGACGUCAAGUUCAGCAGCUGCGGCCGUUGCGUCAUCGGGAAAAAGUGGAAAGUCCGAUGCGCAAGGGGCUCCAGGUGCGGAAGAAGCUCUGCCAGAAAAUCCAAGUGGGGCGACCGCUCUGGCAGGAAGUCCAGGUUCAACAAGUCCGGCGCCUAUUAAAAAAGAGAGUUCAGGUGGAUCCGGCAGUUCAGGGGGUCCAGUUCCGGUGGCCGAUACGGUACAGAAAAAUGGCGAAAACGAUGCGAGAGGCUCAAAAAGUGGCAAUAAUCCAUCCACACACCAUGCGAAUACGAAUGCCGACGAUUCGGCCAAGAAGACCACGGCGGCUACUACCACUACUACGACAACCACGACGACCACCACUACAACACAGCCACCAACCACGACGACCACCACUGCACCAGAGGCACCAACCACUACGACUACAGAGGCGCCAGCUGUGUCGACCACCAGCGUACCGUCGCGUCUUCGCGAAAUCGACGGCAGCCUCAGCAGCUCUGCGUGGGUGUGUGCCCCGCUGGUGCUCGCCGCAUCAGCGCUGGCGUACACCGCUCUGGACUGA
Messenger RNA from Trypanosoma cruzi, 729 nucleotides. Its product is annotated as mucin TcMUCII, putative. Bases 1 to 729 code for a protein of 242 amino acids. The record is from RefSeq and is a predicted model, not a curated record. The transcript has a single exon. Lineage: Eukaryota; Euglenozoa; Kinetoplastea; Trypanosomatida; Trypanosomatidae.